Messenger RNA from Closterium sp. NIES-67, 2049 nucleotides. Lineage: Eukaryota; Viridiplantae; Streptophyta; Zygnematophyceae; Desmidiales; Closteriaceae. The record is from the annotation of a GenBank genome assembly.
UAUUUCUCACUUAUCUAGUCACUCGAUUGGUAAGGGAGCUAGAUCGCAAGGGAUAUUUGACUUCUACCAGCCUGUAUUUAGUGAAUAAUAGAAUUACGCAGUAUCUUGUGUUUUCUGCUUUAAGGUUUGAAGAAAUUUUGCUUUCGUACCCCUUUUUUGGUUUUCUUUUUUUUUAUAUUUUCUUUUAUGUAGUCAUCUCAAAAAUGUACGUCUCACCCGAUCCUCAACAAGGCAUCUACUGGGCGGUGCUGACUCUACAUUUCUAUAUGAUUUUGUAUUUUAGAUUGAGGUGGAGAAUUUUAAACGAUUACCAGUUGGACCUCUAUAAGGGACGACCUGGCUUUACUUGGACUGACGUCAUACUAGAAUUGACAAGAUUCAGUGGUCUACCUAUAGAAAAUAAAGUUCAAAGUAAGUGCAAUCAGACCUUCUAUAACAUUAUUCCUAAGCGAGGAAUGCGCAAAGUAGCAGAGAAAGCAAUGGAGAGCCCUGAAGUCCAAAAAGUGGUUAUCACUUCAGGAGUUGCUGCUGUGGCCGCCGGUGUUGCAGCUACAAGCGAUCUCUUGUCAACUCCCGAAAAACGCGCUAUAAAGGAAAAAGAAAAAAUCCUCAAAAGCGCCGAAGAGGAGCAACAGAAGGCUUCUGAUCAACUUGAGAAAUUCCCUAUAACUUCAGAGAUUAUCACGGAUAAAGCGAAAGAAGAGAGGGGGCGAUUAGAGCACGAAGUCGUAGCAGCAAACGAGACAGUGCGUCUGCAUAAAAGUGAGUUGACUGACCUUCGCAAAAAAGCUUCCGAAGGAAAUUCACUUCCCGGGCCUGAUCCUGAUAUUGGCAUUGAUAUUACAGAUUUGUUCCCUUGAAGUUCCACAAGCGCAAAUCUUUCGCGUCUUUCGAACCUAAAGGUUCCGUAAGGAACUUGUUGUCGUGUUGCGCACCGGGAGGUUUACCAACGCAAGCUUUGCUUGCUUUUUUUCAUGGUUGCGCAACCCCGCUUUGCUUGCUCUAACGAGCCUAGCAAACGAAAGAUCGCUAGCAACUCGCAAGCUCGCCCAACCGGGGCAAGCUUGCGCUUCGCUCCUUUCUUAGGGAAGAUCGCAAAGCUUGCUUUUUAAUGAAGCUGACGGGACAUUAUGGCAUGGGCGCGCAAAUUUCUAGCGAACCUGACGCUCGUUAGAGUCACAAGCAAGCUCGCCCAACCGGGGCAUUGCCGCGCUUGCGCUCGCCCCGCGCCCAUAAUUGCUUUGCAACCCCGACGCUUCGCUCCUCGCUUCGCGCCUCGACUCUAACGUAACGAGCCCAGCUCUCUGGCAUUUUUACAUGCGCGCCUUCUAACGAGCCCACCUCUGAGCCGUAUAGGUAGGUGUCGUUAGAGCAACCACGGCCCUAAGCAAGGCAAGCUUUGCUUGCCCUUUACUUUAGGUGGGCGAGCUCAAUAUUGCAAGCGAUGUCUCCGCAGGUUUCCGCAGGGGACUUUGCACCUCUAACGAGUCUCGAAGAAAACGAGCGCAAGCGCGGCACAUAUUGUAAUGCCUCGCAGUGCCGGAGUUGAAGUUUUGCGGGUUUGCUUCGCUUGCGCUCGCACCGAAGGCGCCAUCGCGAGCUUUUUUGCUCGCUCGCACACUUCGCGUCCUUCGUAAGAACAAGCAAGCAAAGCUUGCUUUGGAAGAAGCUUGCUUUGCAAGCGAUGGGGUUUACUAUUUUACACAAAUGUUUACAUGCAAGACAAAUAGAAAAAGAUAAUAUUCCUUAAUUAUACACACUGACAGAGGCACAAAACGUUCACGAAUAAACAGUUUUAUCAAAUUUGUCAGCAAUAGUAAAGAAAGCGUUAACUCUAACGAGCUUUAAACAAUCAAGUUAAAAUGAAUAUUCAAAUCAAGCAACUCAUUGGUUGCCGAAGCCGACCCAUCUUGUGAAGCAAAAACAUAGAAACUCUAGCGCGCCUGCCUUUGGCCCAAGUUCUGUUCGCUUAACGCCUUUCACUCUAACGAGCCUUGCUAAUAUUAUCAAUUUUCCUGUGGAAGUACACAAUACAUCUCUAACUAGUUU